AGUGACGACACCAUUACGGGUACAGCUGCGAGCUGCGAGCUGCGAGCUGAGCAGUGCAGUGACCAGGCAGGCAGGCAGGCAGCCGACCCUAUUCAUCCCCCGCUCUCUCUCUCUCUCUCUCUUCUCUGAUUGAAAAGUGAGCGAGUGAAGUGAAGAAGUUUCCUUUCUUCCCCGGUAGCUCUCUCUUGAUCUGAUCCCUCCUCCUUCCUCUCCAAUUCUCCGAUCCACUCCAUAGUCCAGCGUCAGAAAUUAAGGAAGAUAAAUUAAGCAGCGCGCAGCAAGCAUGAACAAGCCGCCGGCGUACGGCCAUGGCCAGAGCGACAGCCCCUACUGCUGCUUCCACCCGAGGGAGCUCGUCGUCGGCGUCUGCGCCCACUGCCUCAAGGACCGCCUCCUCCUCCUCCUCGCCACCACCACCAACAACGCCGCCGCCGACGGCACCCUCCGCCGCCGCAGGACUAGCAUCAGCACCAGCAGCAACAGCAUCUCCCUCCCCAAGGUCUUGUCCUUCCUCCAGCGCCUCGACUCCCGGCACCACCGCCGCCCCGACGCUGCAGCCGACGACUCCGACGGCACCACCUCCGCCGCAAGCCCCGAUGAUUCUUUCAUCUCCAUCAAGUUCGAGGACAGCGGCAAGGCGACGUGGGACAGCCACAAGCAGGCCGGCAAUCCCCCGGCGCCGGUGAGGUCGUCGUCGUCGACCGCGGUGGUGGUGGAGCACGUCGUCGUCAAUAACAAGCGGGGCGGCGUCACCAUGACCAGGUGGCGCAAGCAGGUGGUGGGGCGGUUGCUGCAGCUGGCGCGCUGGAAGAGGUCGGCGGUAGGGCUGGACGGCAAGAAGCAGGCGGCGGGGGAGCGGUCGUCCAAGGUCAGGGGCGGCAGAAGCUGGAUCCGGAGCCUCACGCGGAGGCCACCCGCCGGCGACAGGGCGCGGUCAUGAUCGCUCAUCGCUAGGUCUGACCGACGAGCUAGAUGUCUUCUCAUCUGCAAGCAAGCGCGCGGCUUUACAAGUGACUGCUUAAUUUGCCUGUUACGUAUACAAGCGAGUGUAGAAAAGAUUUUUCCUCUAUAUACCAGAGAGAGAAAGAGGGGUGACGACGACACAUGUGGAUGUGGAGCAGAUAUAAUCAUACACUGCAUGCAUGCAUGCAUGCAUGCAUGUUUAUACGUGGAGUAGUAAACAAUGCAAGGAAAUUAAAAAGAAGAACUACUUAGCUCUCGAGGAUCCGAAUUCGCUACUAGCAGUAGCAGCUUGUUGUUCAUGAGAUCUUGUCUGCUCUAGGCUGUGUUUAGUUUGCGAAAAAGUUUGGGUUUUAAAAAGAUUCAUCUCGUGCUAAUCAGGUAGACUGUGUAAUUAGUUAUUUUUUCAAUUGUAUUUAAUGUUCCAUGUAUAUCUCCAAAAAUUCGAUGUGACGGGCAUUGUAGGAAAUUUUUUGGGAAC
Messenger RNA from Panicum virgatum (switchgrass), 1441 nucleotides. RefSeq lists its product as uncharacterized. The record is from RefSeq and is a predicted model, not a curated record. Bases 284 to 940 code for a protein of 218 amino acids. Lineage: Eukaryota; Viridiplantae; Streptophyta; Magnoliopsida; Poales; Poaceae. The transcript has 2 exons.